Selaginella moellendorffii is the source of this 1305-nucleotide messenger RNA. Its product is annotated as ribonucleoside-diphosphate reductase small chain. Gene Ontology annotation, molecular function: oxidoreductase activity. The coding region runs from base 43 to 1086 and encodes 347 amino acids. Lineage: Eukaryota; Viridiplantae; Streptophyta; Lycopodiopsida; Selaginellales; Selaginellaceae. Gene Ontology annotation, biological process: deoxyribonucleotide biosynthetic process. The transcript has 10 exons. The record is from RefSeq and is a predicted model, not a curated record.
UUUACUUUCUUUCUUUUUCUAUUAGGGUUCUAGGCCGGGGCGAUGGUGGGCUUCCUCGCUUCCUCCUCUCCCAUCGUUGACGAUGGCUCCAGAAUCAAGGCGCCCAAAGAGGAACCCAUUCUCGCCGACAAUCCACAGCGCUUCUGUAUGUUCCCGAUUCGCUACCCCAGGGUGUGGGAGAUGUACAAAAAGGCCGAGGCGAGCUUCUGGACUGCUGAGGAGGUCGAUCUCUCCCAGGAUGCCAAGCACUGGGAGUCUCUCACCGACAACGAGAAGCAUUUCGUGAGCCAUGUCUUAGCCUUUUUUGCCGCCUCGGAUGGCAUUGUCUUGGAGAAUCUGGCUGUGCGUUUCAUGAAAGAAAUCCAGAUCCCGGAGGCUCGGGCAUUCUAUGGCUUCCAAAUUGCCAUAGAGAACAUCCACUCGGAGAUGUAUAGUCUUCUUUUGGAAACUUACAUCAAAGACAACGAAGUGAAAGCGAAACUUUUCAAUGCAAUCGAGACCAUCCCUUGUGUCGCUAAGAAAGCAGACUGGGCCCUUCGCUGGAUCGACAGCUCACAGUCGUUCGCGGAGAGAAUUGUGGCGUUUGCUUGUGUGGAGGGCAUUUUUUUCUCUGGAAGCUUUUGUGCGAUUUUCUGGCUGAAAAAAAGAGGCCUCAUGCCAGGACUCACUUUUUCCAAUGAACUUAUCUCUAGGGACGAGGGGCUCCACUGUGAUUUUGCCUGCCUCUUGUACAGCUUGCUAAAUGUGAAGCUGGACGAAAAGAGAGUCAAGGAAAUCGUCUCGGAUGCUGUGGAGAUUGAAAGGCAGUUUGUUUGUGAGGCGCUGUCGUGUGACUUGGUCGGCAUGAACGCAAGGCUCAUGAGCCAGUACAUCGAUUUCGUAGCUGACCGCUUAAUGGUCGUCUUGGGUUACAAUAAGCUGUUUAACGCGAUCAAUCCAUUCGACUGGAUGGAUCUGAUCUCUCUUCAAGGGAAAACCAACUUCUUUGAGAAGCGUGUCGGCGAGUACCAAAAAGCGUCAGUCAUGGCAAAGGUUUCGAAUCCGGAGGCCGAUCACCAUGUGUUUAAGCUGGAUGAUGAUUUCUAAACACAAUUCAUCAGGCUGACAAAGACCGCAAAACGAAUAGAGCACUGUUCUCGGUGUGUAUCUACGUAACUACAGCUCCUAAAGUAAUUUCGCUACGUAAGUGUGGAAAACAAGUUUAUAAACGAAAUCAAACUAGUGGGAUUCGAGGCAAUUCUGACUGAAGAGAAAAAUCAACUGAAAUGGAAGCAAGGUGGAAGCUUUGGUAAAGAGAAAAAAAAA